AUGAAGCGCUGGACCUCUUUAUUAACAUUAGUUAUUUUCAUAAUAAUAUCCAUAAAUAUAUGUGUUAUACAAUCAACUCAAUGCUUUCGGUAUCAAAAUCCACGCAAGCGAAACAUUGUUGUUGGAACAAAUUGUGAUGAUCCAAAAAUUGUUGAUCGAAAUCUUGUAAAGAGAUUGUUCAGAAAACCUCAAAUAGAAAGUUCUAAAACAAGACAUGAUACACAAUUGCCAAGGCCAACAGGACAGACAAACCCUGUCAGUCAUUCAACAAAAUACAAAAAUCACACAGAUGAUGAAUAUGCAGAUGAUUUUAUUCCCACUAAUGCCAAUGGUAUCGUUAACACCUCUGCAAGUAGUUUGGAAAUUCUUUCGAAUAGCGGAAAGAAUUUUAUAUUUAGUAUAGCAUGUCAAUCAAAUGAUCCAACACUUUGUGCAAAAGUCGUCCAAGCAUUUUCAGAUGCAGGAAGCAUCUUAUCCUCAGUUUUAUACUUGAAAUCGUCAAUUGUUGUCAAUGUUAGUGUUUAUGAUUUUUGUGCAGACGACCCGCUUUGCAAUGGAGACUAUGCAUAUGACCCAGGAUACGCCCAACCGACGUUAUUAUAUUUGUUAAAAGAUAAUGAUGGUGUAGAACGGCUCUAUCCCCAAUCUUUGGUCAAACAAUUCAACUAUUCUUCUAAUCCUGAAUAUAAUACUCCAGAUAUCUAUGGCGAAUUCAACCUUGGCCUUAGUUAUUGGUUCAAAGGUGAUCCACCGAUUGAAUAUAAUCAAUAUGACUUUUUAGGUUUGGUUCUCCAUGAAUUGUGUCAUGGUCUGGGUUUCCAAACUUCAUGGAGCACAUGGUCACUCGAUGAUUCUCCACAAUAUAUUACUCCUAUGUUGAUAACAGAAGAGGAUUAUGAAUAUUUAUGGGAAGAUCGUUAUGAUCCCAAUCAACAAGUUACUUGGAGAGGAUUUAGAGAAAAUAUAUUUGAUAAAUAUUUGGUAUUAACUGAUACAGGACAAUACAUUUCGAAUAUGACAGCGUCAUUGAAUCAAUUUUUUAGCGAAGGUGAUAUUAAGGGAAGCUAUUAUGAUUUUCAACAAAAGUUUACGUCAUCGCCUCAAUAUAAUAUUGCCACAGAGAUGAUGAAUAUAUCAACACGACCACUAACCCUUGGGUUAGUUAAUUGGAACUUAACUUCUCGCCAUAAUCCUAGUACACAGGGUCCAUUUAAUAUAAGUGAUUUGUUCGUGGUCGAUACAUCAUCAAAUGUGUUCGAUCCGUACAAUAGUAUAAAUCAUGUGGAUUAUACGAGAUAUACUAAUACUAGUGACUUCCUGAUGAGAUAUCAAUUACUUCCAGGAGAGACACUAAAGCAGGACAUUAUACUUGGAGGUAGAUUUCCCAAUGGACAACUUACUGGUGCUAUUGGACCAAGAUUAAGAAAAUUCUUUGAAACAAUGGGAUAUGGAACAUAUAGCAGACCAAAUCACACAUAUUCACCGAACUUAUUAUUAGCCCCUGUUGUUAGUUCAGGAAUUUCAUUGGCUCCUUCUUCAGUUUUAGUCUUUCAUCAUUCUACACUAUCAACGUUAACAUUAACUUAG
Messenger RNA from Dentiscutata erythropus, 1587 nucleotides. The record is from the annotation of a GenBank genome assembly. Lineage: Eukaryota; Fungi; Glomeromycota; Glomeromycetes; Diversisporales; Gigasporaceae.